This is a messenger RNA of Fusarium redolens, 2001 nucleotides long. Its product is annotated as mitochondrial carrier domain-containing protein. Gene Ontology annotation, molecular function: pyrimidine nucleotide transmembrane transporter activity. The record is from RefSeq and is a predicted model, not a curated record. Gene Ontology annotation, cellular component: mitochondrion. NCBI's taxonomy places the organism in Eukaryota, Fungi, Ascomycota, Sordariomycetes, Hypocreales, Nectriaceae. Gene Ontology annotation, biological process: pyrimidine nucleotide import into mitochondrion. The coding region runs from base 414 to 1571 and encodes 385 amino acids. The transcript is spliced from 3 exons.
CGCAUCUCAUUCAUCCAGUGGCAGUCAUAGAAAAAAAGUUUUGGCAGGAGGCGAUUAGAUAAGGCACCAAUGACCUACUCUACCGCUACUGCCACUGCCACUGCUACUGCUUCGCUGAUUCAUGAAAAGAUUCUCCAUCUUUCUCAAUCACCAGAGGCGAUUCCUCUUCUUCAUCACUACUUGGCGACUGGGCCCUUGUCUAUCACUCAUUGAUGAUCGCACUACACCUGCCCUCUUAAUUAUACGGCAUCGACAAGCUGCACUGCAGGUCGCUCUUGUCCCCCGACGGUCCCGCGCAAAGUCGAAAUUUAACGACGAAUCGACUAAAGGAACUAGUAAAGGCAACAGAACAACCAACAUUGACGAAGAUCAAGAGCCCCCUCUUACUUUACACUUGACAGCUCCGCCUCACCAUGUCACACCAUCAGCCUACAUCGCACAUCAUGUCGAGCCACGACGAGAAACCAUUCCAUCAUUCCCAUGUACCAAUCGAUCACUCGGCGCUCAUCCAGUCCCGGGAGACUGGCGAUGUACUUCCCGAUGAUACCCCCAUCCAGGGCAAUGUCAAGGCAUUGCCCUUUGCUAAAUCAUGGGUUCACAUGUUUGCUGGCGGUGUUGGAGGAAUGACUGCCGCUGCUGUUACAGCUCCCCUCGAUGUGCUAAAGACCCGAUUGCAAUCCGACUUUUACCAGGCCCAGAUCCGAGCUCAGCGCGAAGCUCAAGCCCAAGUCAUUGGCCGACUAAACCCUGCCCGAGCCGCUUUAUAUCACCUCAACGACACACUUCAGAUUCUUGGCUCAGUCUACAGGAAUGAGGGUUGGCGAGCACUCUUCAAGGGUCUUGGCCCCACCUCAGUUGGAGUUGUACCAGCUCGAUCCAUCAACUUUUAUGUCUACGGCAAUGGAAAGCGCUUAAUAUCUGAGCAUUUCAACAACGGCGUAGAAGCUCCUUGGGUCCAUCUAUCGGCUGGUGUAGCAGCCGGUGUCAUCACCUCAACGGCUACAAACCCUAUUUGGAUGAUCAAGACUCGUCUACAGCUGGAUAAGAAUGUUGCAGCUGGCAGUGCGCAAAUGCGCAAAUAUCGCAACAGCUACGACUGUAUACGUCAAAUCAUCCGGGACGAAGGCAUCCGCAGUCUCUACCGUGGCAUGAGCGCUAGUUACCUCGGCGUGGUGGAGUCAACGAUGCAAUGGAUGCUCUACGAGCAAAUGAAGGCAUCCCUAGCUCGCAGACACAACAAGAUUGUUCGCAGUGGUCGUGAGCUUACUUGGUGGGAUAACACUGUCGACUGGACUGGAAAGGGUUUCGCUGCUGGAAGCGCCAAGCUGGUCGCUGCCGUUAUCGCCUAUCCCCAUGAGGUCGCCCGAACACGACUGCGACAAGCGCCUAUGGAGAAUGGACUGCCCAAGUAUACCGGCCUUGUUCAAUGCUUUAAGCUUGUCUGGCUUGAAGAGGGUGUCAUGGGUCUAUAUGGCGGUCUGACUCCUCACUUGAUGCGAACAGUUCCCAGCGCCGCCAUCAUGUUUGCUAUGUAUGAAGGCAUCCUCCGGCUGUUCCACACACCCGCGUAAAUCAUGGAGACAAAUGAGUAACGCACCGAAUCGACACAAAGCGAUCGAGUACUAGGGCCAUACCUGGAACUGAUAUCCGCUCAUCGAUAUCAUGUAACACUAUCCGACACGAGUCGCUAUGAAGCUUUGAAAGCUUUACAAACACUACUCGCUCUUGUAUCACUGUACAACACCUAAGGUCUUCCAACGAAGCUGGGACAGGAAGAAUCACGAGAAUCUAACAAAAGGGGAGAUGGCGUGGUUAAGGCGUGUUUAUUUUCGGCGUUUGGCGAGUGGAUGGAUCUUUAGAAGGGAGAUGUAAAACACCUGCACUCAUGGUUAUGCUCAUGCUCAUGCUCACAUAAAGGUCAUGUACGAAAUUAUGUAUAAUAGGAGAGGCGCCUCUAUUUUCUGGAUAUCAUCACACAUUGACCGUACCGUCAUAAGCGUG